This is a messenger RNA of Sceloporus undulatus (fence lizard), 8311 nucleotides long. It is a transcript of the gene IGFBP5, whose product is annotated as insulin like growth factor binding protein 5. Gene Ontology annotation, biological process: regulation of insulin-like growth factor receptor signaling pathway. NCBI's taxonomy places the organism in Eukaryota, Metazoa, Chordata, Lepidosauria, Squamata, Phrynosomatidae. The record is from RefSeq and is a predicted model, not a curated record. Gene Ontology annotation, cellular component: extracellular region. The coding region runs from base 347 to 1162 and encodes 271 amino acids. Gene Ontology annotation, molecular function: insulin-like growth factor II binding; fibronectin binding; insulin-like growth factor I binding. The transcript is spliced from 5 exons.
ACAGAAGACAGACCAGGCUGUAAUUCUGAAAGGGAUGGAGCCUGCAUUUUAUUAAAAAGCUGUGUUUGGUUUCUAAGGUACAGGGUGGAUGAGGGGAAGACCUCUGGUAGACACAUCCUUCCUAGCCAUGAAGAGAUGAGAUCAUUGUUCUGCAGCCUACAAGAUUGUGCCCUCCUCUUGAACCUCUUCUUGUUUUAGAGUUAAAAGUUGUUCUUUUCCAGAUGUGGGAUUUUUUUUAAUCCUUGGCAAGGUGAGGAGGUUCAGGAGAGAGCUGAGAGGAUGGAAAAGACAGUAGCAAAUCCUGCCAACCUUGUCUGCUCUACUUCUGCCUGACCGUGCCUUGAAGAUGUUCCUCCUGAUGCAGAUGUUGCUCUUUUCCCUCUGCCUGGGGCUCUCACAGGGCUUGGGCUCCUUCGUCCACUGUGAACCUUGCGACGAGAAAGCCCUCUCCAUGUGCCCUCCCAGCCCUGUGGGCUGCGAGCUGGUGAAAGAGCCCGGCUGUGGAUGCUGCAUGACUUGUGCCCUGGCGGAAGGGCAGUCCUGUGGGGUGUACACGGAGCGAUGUGCCCAGGGUUUGCGCUGCCUGCCACGCCAAGGUGAGGAGAAGCCCUUGCAUGCCCUGCUCCACGGCCGAGGCAUCUGCCUCAACGAAAAGAGCUACAGGGAGCAAGCCAAAAAUGAAAGAGAAUCCCGUGAACAUGAGGAGCCAACCACCUCAGAGAUGGCAGAGGAGACCUACUCGCCCAAAAUGUACAGGAACAAAGCCCAUGGGCGUAUCCCAGAGCACAAGGCUGAGGCCCUGAAGAAGGAUCGCAGGAAGAAGUAUUCUUUAGCCAAGUUUGUGGGUGGGGCGGAAAACACUGCACACCCACGAGUGGCUGCCCCUGAGCUCAGACCAGAAUUUGAACUGGGUCCAUGCCGGAGGCAGAUGGAGGCAUCACUGCAGGAACUGAAAUCAAGCCAGCGAAUGAUUCCUCGUGCUGUCCACCUUCCCAAUUGUGACAGGAAAGGCUUCUACAAGAGGAAACAGUGCAAGCCCUCUCGGGGCCGAAAACGUGGACUGUGUUGGUGUGUGGACAAAUAUGGACUGAAGCUUCCAGGAACGGAUUAUGUAGCUGGAGACCUCCAAUGUCACAACUUCGACAGUGGCAACACUGAGUGAAUGUCCCUCUUACCUCUCUCUCCCUGCCAGAGCCCUUCCCCACCCAUCUCACCCACCCACACCUCACGACGCCCCCCAAGAGACCGAUUCCUUUCAUCUCAUUUAAAAAACUGAGGACCUCGGAAUCUACAGCAUGUCAUCCACUUCUCUCAAUGGCAAUGACAGAGACUCAAGGAGAAAAGGAAACAUGUUAAGCCAAAAAUUAAAAUGCAACAAAUCAAAGGGGAAGACGAUGAUGAAGAAGGUGAUGAUGAUGACAAUAUGCCAGCCACCUCCCUUGGGACAUGGCCCUGCACAAAUCUCAUAGGCCAACUGGCUUGCACAUAAGUCCACACAGCUACCAAGACAAUAUCAGCACAGGAAGCUCUCAGAAGCACUUGAAUUGUGUGGAUUAUUUUUGUAAACUUUUCUUCUUUCUUUAAUAUAUAGGGGAUUUCAGACUUUUCAAAUCAGAAAAGUACUUAGUGUGACCAGGAGAAUUCUAGGAUAAGCAGGCCUUGCAUACAUACACAUAUAGGUACACAUAUAUAUACACCUACAUGUGAAUGUAUAUGCAUUUUUGUAUCCUGGCAACUUUUUGAGAGUACAUUUUCAUUUCUGCUUCCGAGAAAAACAAAUGAAAACACCAGGACAUACAGCAGGAGACAGAGAAACCAAAUAAUUAAGAAUCAAAUGCUUUCAGUUCCCAUUGGGGGGGUUUUCCUUGGGUACUAAGAAGUUUGACCUGAUUGUUUCAGGUGUCAUUGUGCAUCCUUUUCCCAGUGUAAACAAAUGUGUGCACAUGUUUGUUCUUCAGUAAGCAUGCCUCCUUCCUGACACACAAGAGCCCCUUUAACUUUAACCAUGAGUGAAGGCCCACAAACCUAUUUAGGGUUCCUUGUGUAGGUUCAAGGUAUUCAAGGGAUUGUGUAUCUGCAUGUAAUACUGUAGCAAAUACCUUGCAGGUACUUUAAGCACAAUGUUUUUAUUGCUUACAGUCAGCUUUACAUCAACAGUCCUGUGAAUUUCCAUGGCCUUAAUAGCCUAGAAAACAUUAUUACCCUCUCUGUCUUUUUGCUGUAAGGAUGAGGUUGCACAAGGACAAUUGGGAGAGGUCAGUUUGGGAUUCCUAACAAUCACACUAUACUAAACGUGCAAACCCAGUUCACAGUUAGAGAAAUAGUUUCCCUUCUUCUGAUAUCUGUAAUUUUAUCUGAAAGCCUCUGUAGACAGAGGCCUCUGGUCGUUCAAAGUGUAUUUGAGUAGCUUCGCCUUUUUCCUUGACAGAGGCUCUGGGUCUCUAACACCUGUUUGCCAGGCAGAAAUGCAGUCGGUGUGGUUUUAUCCCCAUCACUGCAUCUUUCUAUUGGGGAAAGCUGUAUCUGUGGAAUUUCUGACUGUUGUGUCACUGGGAGACACAUGAGGCCUGUCAGGACAGAAAAGGUAUUAACUCUAGCUGUGAGAACAAACAGAUGGCACAUAUAAACUGCCUGCAGAAACCAUUGAUUUGUCAACUUUCACAUUCAGGCUUGGGCAGACCACUAAAGGCUAAGCCAUUUUUUUAAAAAAAAUAAUUCUUGUUGCUAUUGUUGUUGUUCUUUUUGCUGUUGUUUUUUAAACUCCUUGGUAUGUUUCUAUGGACACUGCCAUGACAAGGGUCCUUCCUUUACCCAUAAGAGCAAGUGUGAAUGCAAGAAAAGGAUCAGCACCAAUAGAAAGGACUGACUGAAAGAAUCACUGAACUGAGUAGCCAUUGAGAAGCAUCAGGCCACUGCAACCUAACCAGAAAUGGCACCCUUUGGUAAGCCUUUCUUCCCAGAGGAGGACUCCAAAGGACUUGAGGUUACACUGGUGUGGCUGGCUGCAAGCACUUCUGGACAACAUGCUAAAUGGAGAGAGAAGCAUGGAGAGAGAGGGAGAAAGACAAAGUGACUGAAAGAGAUACCGUUUCAUGUGGGCAGGUGGAGAAAGACUGCACUGCUUGGUGAGCAUCAAAACAAAAGAGUGCCAUUGACAGGAGAAGCAAAAGGACACCCACAAUGACUCACAAUACACACUACUAAUACAGAUUAAAAGGAAAUGAGGAAUCUUUCUGGCAGAAUGACAACUGUAUGAAAGGGACUGUGGCAAGUUUUGUUCCUAACCUGCCCCUGCCAACUCCCCUUCAUUACCAGUCACCUUCAGGUGAGCUCCAGGACAAUAUUGAAAAGCCAGUCAUUAUCUGGUCUUCCCAAGGAUGUGAGAAAUGGCAAGAAAAUUGUGAUCAGGCACUCCCGCCUUUGGAGGUCUUGUCUUAUGGAGGUGAGGGAAGAUGACUUCUCUGCCUUUGGGUGUGCAGAAGCUUCUCACUUUGUGCAGAGACUGGGAAUGAUGGGUAUAGGAAUACAAUGUUUCUUCCCAUGGUUAUAAUACUUUCAAAAGUUUGACCAUUUGGGUAGAAGUCCUGCCAUGGACUUCAACAACAUGAACCAAAUCAACUCCGUCCUUCAAUCCAGCUUUUGACAUUUGAUCAAGAGGUACAUUUGUCAGCAUUCAGACUUCCAGAGAUAUGUUAAUCACCUCUGGAUAUCCCAUCCACCCCCUCCCUGUGGCUUUGGCAGCAUUGGUAAAACUUUAUGCCCUUUCUCCUCAAGAGGUGGGGCAAAAACCAACCAUGCACUCUGGUAGUAAAAAAACAAAAAGCUGAACUGUGCUUUGACUGGGACAUUUGCUUCCAAGAACAAUUGGGCCCAGAUUUUCCCCCUCCCCUACAACCCUAUUUUAGGGUGCUAAAAGGUGAAAAUGCCUCCCUUUUUUACUACCUACCUUAAGGUAGGUUGCUGGUUGGGAGUGUUUGUCUGUCUUCUUAAUUCCUGAGGGGCUCCACUGACCGUGCCAUCAGUUGGAAAUAUUAGGACCACCACCCUAAGUACCUCUCCUCCCAGUUCCUUGACAAGAAGGAUGUUACAGAGCUACUGGAUUUGUGCCAGUCAAGGAAGCUCUUUAGCGACCCUACCCAAUGAAUCUCUCCAGACGUUGUGUGAAUGGACUAAGUCACAAGCAUGUAAAUGGGAGAAAGGGUGGAAAUUUGUGGCAAUGGGGUAAGGAAGGGAGACCACACUUCACUGCUUUGAUGUUAGCAAACUGAGGUGUGUUUCUGCCAGAAGUGGACAUAAUCCUAGUGUUCCUGCAGGAGAUCCAUGUGCAACAUUUUGGUUAUUAUUUGUAGCCUUCUGCUAACUGAGUGGAAAGAAAUCCACCAAGGAUCCUUUCUCUAUCUAUGGUUUUGAGCAUAGGAUCAUUUACAAAUUGGGAUAAGCUAAUUGUGUCCUUCUGGAUGGUGCUAGACUACAAAUCCUAUUAUCCUUCACUACUGGCUAUGCUGGCUGAUAUUGGUGGGAGCUGCAAUUCAACAACAUCUGGAGGAUUACAAGUUGUCCAUCCCCCUAUGAUCAUAGGGAAUCAUAGAGAAAGGUGCCACUGGUAUCUUGGGUAGAUAUGCCACAGUUAAUGGUCAGUAGUCCAAGUGAGGGAGACAUAAAGUGGCAUCAAAGUAGUGCAUCUUGAGGAAUCACCCAAAGGAAAUACCACAACUGUCAGUUCCUAAGAACCAAACCAGCAAGUGUAUGUAAAGCUUGAAUCAGGUCUUGACAUUUCUAAAAGGCUCCUCCCAAUCCACCCUCUGCUGCCAAUCCUUCCACCAUAGAUGUGUCUGACCUUUGACAGAGGAACAAAAUGAUGUCUCAAGACCUACAGAAAGUUUAUGCUAAAACAAAGCCUACUACUAGCUCCUGGGCUCUUUGAAGAUGGGGCUUCAAUGUGGACCCAUUAUGAACAAAGGUGAAACUUGGGGAAAUGGGUCAGACCCAUUUUGCUCACUGCAAGGCAGGCACCAUGCACUUUCUUGACAUGUAAAUCAUACAGUGGCUUUGGGCUGAGGAGAGGCAGCAGAAGCAAACAAACAUCUUAUUGUCAAAAAAAAAGUAGACAAAGGCAGAAGAGAAGUGGAGAGAGUUGCACAUAUAAUCUAAGUUAUGUUGUGUAUAAGGAGACAGGAAUUGUGCUAGUCACAUUUUUUUAUAUAAAUAUAUAUAAAAAGAACUGGGGCAAAUUUACACUGCAAAUGAUUGCAAGUUUUAUACCAGUUUGAUUCCCAUGGUUUUACCCAAAAAUUAUGGGAACUGCAGUUUGCUGAGGGUCUGAGAAGUCUGCUAUGGUUCCUGAGAACUCUCAACUCCCUGGGCAGACCUUCAGUUCCUAAGGUUCCCUGGAGGGACCCAAUGGCUCUCAUUUCAGUGUACAUCUGUGGUGCAAAUAUGCCUUUAGUUGCAUAAGAUUAAAGAAUGUCACUAAAAUCCCUCUCAACCCUUCCCCCCAACUCCUGGACUGGUUUCAGAAAAAUUGUUUUCUUUCUUUCUUGAUAUGUAUUUUGUUUUAUUUCUUGAAACUUGAAAACCCUUCCCUGCAGAAUAAGAAAAGAGACCUUACCCAGUAAACAGGAGACACAAUACAGCCUCAACUUCUUUCUCUCUUCCUCCCUCCCCUCCCGCCAAUAGACUCCACAAAUAAUUUGGAAAAGUGGCUUAUAUUCAAUGACAAUAUUACUGCUUAGCUCUUUCACUGCCAACUCACAUAUAGGGGUUGGGGGGGUUGUGAGCAGUGGGGAUUAAUGCAUUCAAAACAUUACUGUGAAUGUGUUCUCAUUGCCUAGUCACCAGCACCUGGAAAAGCAACAUUUUUUACUAUUACUUCCCAAUCCCCUCUAGGAGAUGUAAUCCAAACAAAGUAAUCUCUGCUAGGUGCAAUUUUUUUCUGGCUGCAUCAAAAGCUGAAUUAGGUUCAAGUGCAUUGGCUAGAGCUCAUUUUCUGUAAGCAACAUAGUGGUCAGUAUUGCUUAAGCAUGAUGGGAACAGCAUGGACAAUCUAAAACUGGUGUAAGCAUCAGCCCUUAGAAGGCAAACACGUAGGUUUCUUUCAACAGCAGUUAAAAAUAUCAUCUGUAAGGCAAAGAAACUGUUGCUCUUACCUUAACUAUGCAAAGUUACUAGCAGUCUAUGGAAGAUUAAAAGAACUACAGACCCUUUUCCAGGUAGAUCCUGCUGUAGAGUUGCCCCAGAAAGACUAUAAUAAACUUUUAAUGCUUGUGCACUCUUGGUUUGACUCAAACAAAGGAGUCCACUGGGACCUUGUAAUGUGGAGUAAAAAUAUUUGUUUUGUAUACACUUAAGAGGGCUCAAGAUAGCCACCCGCAUAACAUUUACAUAAUUUGAUCAUUGCCUAAAAGAGUCUAGCAAACCUGUAGGGCAGUUGAGCAGGCAAAAAACCUGUGAGCCUCAAGGCAGAUGCUGCAGCUAGAAAUAUUGCUAAUAUGUAUUAGCAGCAGACCCCAUAUCUUAUCCUAUAGAUUUUGAAGCACUUGUGCAAGAGAUUAUAGGGAAGAAAUCCUGCCAAAAGUGAAGCUAUUAAAAACGGGGAUUUCUAAGCCUUAUUGAAGAGCACCUAAUUUGUCUAAAGUCCUUUAUCACACCUACCAAGCCAUCCCCUCUAAGUUCAUUAGCCUUUUGGAUACAUUGGAUACAGCACACCCUCUAGCCGUUCAUUCUUUCACUGACCAUUAAGCCACUGGUUCACACAACCCAACAGCUUUUAAAAAAGGAAGUUAUAACUGAGUACAGUUAUAAGCUGUGUUAUAAGCCAAAGCCAUAUAAGCUUUAAAUGCAGUAUUCUUGUUAUGGAAUAAAUGAAUUUCCCUCCUUCCCUCCUUCAAACUGGCCACUCUGUUUUUAAAUCCAUAUAACUACACUUCCCCAAAGAAACCCACUACCUAAAUAAUAGGGGAAAGAGAAUAUUAUUGAGGAGUGGCUCUAUGGUCAGGUAAAGUGAGGAGCGCCUCCCUCUCACAACUGCUUUUGGAGUGUUUUCAAAGGCAGCAGACUAUUAGCUUUCCUGUAUUUUUUAUUGGGGGUGUAUGUUUUGCCAGGGAAAUUUUGGGAGGGGGUUCCUUCAGGUGCCAAAAAUAACUUGAUCAGCCUUGGGUGCUAUACACCUUGGAUCUGGUGGGAAUUGGUGGAACUGAGAUAAUGCCAUUUGCCCUGCUUAGGACAUAUUCUCCCUUGUUGACAAAGGAGAACAUGCUCCUUUGAUUUUCUUUAGAUAAAGAACUUUCCUCCUAUCAAGCAUCAGCAAAUCAGAAUAAGGAGAAAAAGUUUUUUUAAAAAAAAAGACAGCAGUGGAGAAGCUCCUUUCAGAGACAAUGCACACAGUGGAAGGGCAGAAAAGGUGUUGGAGGUAGUUUUCACAUAGAAAACAACAUUCAGGGGUGCAGGCUCCAGCUGCCAGAGCAGCUAGUCCUUUCAAUAGUUGUGGGUAAGAAUCUAGAUCUCGAGAGGGUACCACUGCAGCUGAGAUAGUAGAAGGCAAGACAGCCACCUGGGGAGCCAAGAACAUCCAAGAUGAGGUCGUCCUUGUCAGUGCUGCAGCGGACAAUUUUAUUUUGAAACCACUAAUACAAGAGCAUAUUGCACUAUUUCUCCAUCUCUCUCUUCCCCUUGCUUUCUUUCUCUCCCUUACCCCUUCCCCAAGCUCCCUUUCUUAACAGAGCAACUCUGACUUAAACGGUUGACAGGUCACCACAGUCCCACAGGGCCACUUUCCUGGUAUAAGCCUCUCUCUCAGCUAAUGCUCUGUGGAAGGGAAGAUUCAAGUGUCACUCCACGUCCAAUUUCGCCCACGCUAAGCCCUUCCCACAACACCACUGGGACAGCUCUUCUACGAUGCAGGUCUAUCGCCCACAUUAGCACAGUUAACCACCCAAAAGAUUCCGAGUUUCCUGCCUGGUUUUAAUCAUUAUGCAAAAUUAUUCACUCACUACACAUUUUACAGUAGCUUUUAAUAGCUUUACAUACAUACAUACAGUAGCUCUGUGGAUAUUUUGUUUUUGUUUUUCUUUUGCGGUAAACAAGAAUAGUCAUACUCUUACGGUGGGGGAAAAUGCAGUUUGUGAAAAGCUGACAAUGGAUGAGGAGUGUAAUGCUCUCUUUAGCAUUUUGUACUUAAAAAAAGAAUCUCACAUUUUAUUAAAAAGUGAAGAUUGCUGUAUGCUAUUUAUUCAACUUAUAAUUUAUGUUACUCUUUGAUCUUUGUCUUUUCUUAUGACAAAGCAUUUAUUUAAUAAAGUUAUGCAUUCAGUUA